Messenger RNA from Cataglyphis hispanica, 2778 nucleotides. Its product is annotated as cytochrome P450 4C1-like. Lineage: Eukaryota; Metazoa; Arthropoda; Insecta; Hymenoptera; Formicidae. The transcript is spliced from 12 exons. The record is from RefSeq and is a predicted model, not a curated record. Bases 272 to 1795 code for a protein of 507 amino acids. Gene Ontology annotation, molecular function: heme binding; iron ion binding; monooxygenase activity.
AUUUCAUUCAACAUUAUCUAUUUUUUUCCUGUAAGGGAUAUAACGGUACCCUUAUUUCAAUAUACACUAUAUUCUAUUGAGGUCUUCUAACGUUUGCACUACUGCGCAUGUCCGAGAUAUUCUCCACUAGUUUUCAUUAUUCGCAAAGAGCGUUCUUAGUGGUAGAGGGAAAUGUGUAUAAUAAAAGCGUUAACACAAUAAUAAUAUCCGCAGUUUACUAGUGACAUUAAUAUAAAGCAGUAAUAUUAUUACGCCGUUAUUAAUCAGUACAAUGAUACCUAUAACUGUUGUGUUAAUCAUUCUGAUUUGUAUAAGUUAUUUCUACUUGAAUUAUCAUCGCCGACGACCUAAAACCAUAAUCCACCUGUUGCCUGGUCCAAGAACAUGGCCGGUUAUUGGGAACGCUUACUAUUUUUUUCGGCGAAAUCCUGAUGAAAUAUUGAAUAUUAUUAAUAAAUGGACAGAAGAUUAUCCGUCUCCAUUCCAAAUGUGGAUGGGUAACAAAUUAUUCAUUUUCGUAAAUGAAUCAGAUCAAAUAAAGACAAUCUUACAAAAUAAUCAAAAUAUUUGCUUGAACAAAAGUAAAAUAUACAAUUUUUUGGAACCAGUAUUGGGCAAGGGAAUACUCACAGCUCUUGGAUUAGAUUGGUAUGCACAACGAAAAUUGAUUUCGCCAAUCUUCUCUAAAACUAAUUUACUAAAAUUUUUUGAUAUAUUUGUUGAACAAUCUUUAUCAUUAACGAAUGAAUUAGAAAAUGUAAGACUAAAUAACAACGAGAUUGUCUUUUCUGAGUAUAUAUCAAAGUGUACUUUGGAUACUGCAUGUGUUGCGUUGAUGGACGUUAAAGUAAACUCAUCAAAAAUUAGCCAAUUUCUCGAAACAAUGACAAGACUCAAGUUUAUUAUUACAAGCAGAGUAAAAAAUAUAUUUUUAUAUUCUGACUUUAUAUUUAACUUAACUUCUGCUGGAAAAACAUGUCUUCGGGAUGUAAACUUCAUACACAAUUUUAUAGAUGAGAUAAUAAAGGCUAAUAAGGCACGUGAACUUAUUGUUCGAAAUAAAGGUGAAACGUUUUACGAUAUUCUAAUGGCAUCGUCUCGUAGAGAAAAUUACACAUAUGAUGAUUUCACGAAAAUAAUUAAGAAUAAUAUACUUUUAAUGUUAUUAGCGGCGAGUGAAACAACCGCUAUUACUUUGAAUUUUGUCGUCUUUAUAUUAGCAAAUUUCCCAGAGAUACAAGAAAGAGUAUAUAAAGAAUUACGGGAAAUUUACGGAACGAAAACUCCAAAAUCUACCCCAAUAAAAUAUGAAGAUUUACAACGUAUGAAUUACUUGGAAAAUGUCAUUAAAGAAACUCUGAGAUUAUUUCCUAUUGCUCCAUUAAUUGCGCGAGAGCUAUCUGAGGAUAUAAACAUCAAAUAUCAAACAGGAGAGAUUAUCUUACCCAAAGGUGCUGAUGUUGUUAUACAAAUAAUGGCGGCACAUCGAAAUGAAAAGCACUGGCCCAAUCCGUUAGUAUUUGAUCCGGACAGAUUCCUGCCUGAAGAUAUAGGAAAGUCUGAUUCGUUUUACAUGCCGUUUAGUUUAGGACCUAGAAAUUGUAUAGGUGGGAAAUAUGCGAUGAUUUUAAUGAAAGUUUUUCUAUCAACUUUGGUACGUACAUUCGUAUUUAAAAUAGAUGAGAGCAUUCAGAUAGAUCAAAUUGAUUUAUAUUAUAACUUGUUGCUAAAUUUUGCUAAACCUAUAAAAAUCAGAAUUGAAAAACGACAUCUUCAUGAAGUAAGCAAAAUAUAAUGCGCGCAAUAUUCCAGUAGAUUGGCAACAGAUUCUCUCAGUUCUUGUUCGCAAUUAACCUUUGUUAUAUUCGCAUUAGACUUACAAUCUGCCAGCAGAACCUGUUCACAGAAUCUGACAAUAUAUUGGCGGCAGAAACCAAGCUGGAUCUGCGCGCAAUUUAACGGCAUAUUGAUAGCAGAUACUGAGCAGAAUCUACUUUUGGUUAUUCAUAUAAAAUGGUGCAUUUGAAAGAAUUUAAAGAGUCUCAAACUCAAAAUAACAAUAAAUUUUGAUUACAAAAUGAUCAAUUGGACGAUUGAAGUAAGGUUUUAUGAAACCGGAAAAUGACGUCAAUACUUGAUAUGUCACAUUCAUGGGACAUCAUAACUUAGAAAUAAAUGUUUUCUGGAAUAUUGUUUAUUAAGAUUUUUUGAUUUGUUUUCGCGAGCACUGUAUACUGUUAAAAUUUGAUACUACCUUUCUUGAAGAGGGUGCAGGGCCGUCGCGAGGACGGAGUGAGCGGGCCAGGUGUGCUCGAUAAAAUAUUGUUUAAUAAUUUACCGUUUAAUGUUGCGUAACACCUUUAAAUGUUUGCUAUUUUUCCUUUGUUAUAUUCUAUCAUAAACUUAAAACUUAGGAUGAUUUUUUCUAAGAGUUGGAGAGGAAAGAGGGGGGGAUGCUUUGUUUAAUCUUGCCGCGGCCACCAACCACGGCGACAGUCUUCACAUCCUAUAUAUAAUGUUGUUAUUAUAUUAUAAUAUAAUAUACUAACGGAGAUGGGAAAAAGUACUUUAAAGAUAAACCACAUUUAUUCAUAAUUGAUAUUAAAUGUUAAAUCUAACAAUAAUGUCACAAAUAAUUGGAAAGGAAAGGUAUAUAUCUAUUAUAUCAUAUAAUAUUAUAUAGUAUUUUAAUAAUAUUUAAGAAAUGCUUGUUAGAACAAGCGAAUAAAGUGUUUAUAUUUCUAUUGUAUAACAAUAAUAUCCUUAAAAAAAUUACUU